CCGCUUAGCACAGGGCGGAUUUCGCAAAGUUGGAUGUUUCAACUAACUUGACUUGCGUCUUGUUUCCAGCCGUCAUCGUGUGGGUAUCCACUGUCCAGGCUGUUUGUAUACAAUGGCUGACAGUAAUUCUUCGAAUGCUUUAUCCCAGCCACCGACGCGGCAUGACGAUUCUUAUUCUCAGGGUGAAGCUCCUCUCGGGGCGUCAAACGCUUCAUUUAAGGCCGACGAACUGCUUGUUUUCGGGGCAAAACAGGUUAUUCGUCUUUUCAUCCCAGUCACCAUCUGCAUGUUCUUCGUGGUUUUGGUCGCAACUACGGUCGACUACUACGCCUCCACGGAGACUUACUUGAUCUACACACCGUUUCAUACACCAGACGCCGACUUGGGUACCAGAACCUGGCAGACGAUUGCAAACACAUUGAUUUUCAUGUCUGUCAUCAUUGUGAUGACGUGCGUUCUGGUACUACUCUUCAAGUACCAGUGUUACCGGUUUAUUCACGGUUGGCUAAUCCUGACAACUUUCAUGCUUUUGUUUUUAAUAUCCUUCCUCUUCUUCACAGAGAUUAUCCGUGCAAUGGGGAUUUUUGUUGACUACAUUACGAUGGCUUUCAUUCUGUGGAACUUCGGUGUGGUCGGGAUGGUAGUGAUUCACUGGAGAGGACCUUUGGUCUUACAGCAAGCAUAUCUGAUUUUCAUAUCUGCUCAAAUUGCACUGAUGUUUCUGAAAUAUCUACCCAAGUGGACUUGUUGGGUUCUUUUGGGGGCACUGGCAGUUUGGGACCUAGUGGCCGUCCUCUGUCCCCGAGGUCCUCUUCGUAUGCUGGUUGAAAUGGCACACGAGAGGGAACAACCACUAUUCCCGGCUCUCCUCUAUUCAACCACUGCUGUGUAUCUCAUCACCGCGUCGACCGGUGCUAAUGCCAACGGCUCUGAAGCAGAGGGCUCAGAUUCCACUGCCGAAGUACCUUUGAUGUCCGAAUAUCGUCAUUCCACCGGAGGUCAGCAAAAUUCAAGUGAUUUACCGUCCACCAACGUCACAACUUCCGAACAGCUGCGUGAGCGGCAUUUGAGGCGAAUGACGGAGCCCAUCGCUGAGCACAGUGGGAACUCGACUGACGCAGCUAGCAGAUGGCGGCAAAUUCACUUAGACCUGCGUGACAGAGAAGAACGAGGAGUCAAGCUAGGUCUGGGCGACUUUGUCUUCUACAGCUUGCUAAUUGGUCGAGCCGCAUUGGACGGGGAUGUCAUAACAGUUGCAACCUGUUACGUGGCUAUUCUGGUAGGAAUGUGUGUGACUAUCAUCGUCCUGGGUAUCACCAGACGAGCCCUCCCUGCAUUACCGGUUUCAGUGGCUUGUGGUAUCCUUUUCUAUUUUGUCACUUCAACUGUUAUUUCACCAUUCCUUCAGGUGGUCGCAGUUGGACGACUGGUUUUCUAGUAUCUUGUGCGUCUAAUGCAAUGGCUUUUAGAAAUGCAUUCUUCAGAGUUGACUUUCUUACCAAUGUGACUUGAUAUAUCUUUUUAGGGAUAAUUUCGACACUUUAUGAUUGUAAAUUAUCACCAUUUCUCGCCACUGUUUCAUGCUCCACGUAUAAACACG
Molecule: messenger RNA, 1600 nt
Organism: Opisthorchis viverrini
Lineage: Eukaryota; Metazoa; Platyhelminthes; Trematoda; Opisthorchiida; Opisthorchiidae
Exons: 8
Coding region: 113-1438 (441 amino acids)
Biological process (GO): amyloid-beta metabolic process; Notch receptor processing; membrane protein ectodomain proteolysis
Cellular component (GO): lysosomal membrane; neuronal cell body; apical plasma membrane
Molecular function (GO): aspartic endopeptidase activity, intramembrane cleaving
Source: RefSeq, a predicted model, not a curated record